UUAGGCACACAAUUGGGCCUGCAUUAGGUAAGGAGAUGAAUGGGCGAGGAAAGCGAGGUAGCUCAACGGCCCAACUACUUCCCAUUAAGAUUCAACCACGCCAUUGAAGCCUCCUCUUUCUCCGCUCUUCUGCACAUACUAAUAACCACUCCUCUUCCUAGCUUCCUCCCUCGGAGGAUCGUGAGCAGAGCACUGAAAUGAAGGUCUUCGUCAACACCCGGAGCGGCAGAGAGCUCAUCAAGGGCGGACUUGAGCUCAGUGAUUCAGCUACAGUUUCUGAUCUGCAGGAGCAAAUUCAUAGACGGACCAAGAAAUACUAUCCAUCCAGACAGAGACUCACUCUCCCUCUCUCUCGCGGCUCUACUCAGAAGCCAACUGUUCUUCACUAUCAAAAGAGUCUAAAAGAGUAUACUGAUGGGAACACAAAUGAGCUUACUGUAGUUUUCAAGGAUUUGGGACCACAAGUCAAAUACAGCACUCUCUUCUUCUGGGAGUACGUGGGUCCCCUGUUUAUCUACCCCCUCUUCUAUUACUUCCCAAUCUACAAACACUUAGGCUAUGAAGGAAAACGUGUUAUUCACCCAGUCCAGACAUAUGCUAUGUAUUACUUCUGUUUCCAUUAUGCUAAACGGAUCCUAGAGACGUUUUUUGUGCACCGGUUCAGCCACGCCACUUCUCCAAUUUCAAAUGUCUUCAGGAACUGCGCAUAUUAUUGGUCAUUUUCCUCUGUCAUUGCUUACUAUGUGAAUCACCCAUUUUACACCCCUGUGGGUGAUGCCCAGAUGAAGAUUGGGUUUGCGUUUGGGCUGAUUUGUCAAGUUUGUAACUUUUAUUGUCAUAUAUUGUUGAGAAAUCUCAGAGGUGCAGGUGGUGGUGGAGGGUACCAAAUCCCUCGUGGAUUUUUGUUUAACAUUGUCACAUGUGCAAAUUACACCACUGAGAUUUAUCAGUGGUUGGGGUUCAAUAUUGCAACACAGACAGUUGCUGGCUAUGUCUUCAUGAUAGUUGCUGCCGGCAUUAUGACUAACUGGGCUCUUGGAAAGCAUCGGCGCCUGAAGAAGCUAUUUGAUGGAAAAGAAGGAAGGCCUAAAUACCCCCGAAGGUGGGUUAUCUUACCCCCAUUCCUUUAAAAAAGAAGAUACAACUACGGCAUCAUGCCCAGGAUCAAAUAGUCAAUUUUUAUUAGAGAUUACAAUUGCUAUCAGUUUAUAUUUGAACAUGUUCUUUCAGCUUUUCAAGUGUAAUACACAGUAUUUGUAAUUUUUUAUGGUUCAUUCCUAUGUUUGCAUUCCCUUUUUUCGUUUAUUUUGCAUAGAAGUUUCAAAGUUCCAAUGUUUAAGGAACUUUGGUCAUGCUAUAAAGUAGAGACAUUACAAAACUACUAGCAAGGGAGGAUGUUUCGUUUUCCAUUUCUCAUCCAAAACCAUGGUUCAAAAUUAUCUUUCGUACAAAAAUUGGGUAUUUGAGUUUAAUGGAAAUAUUAGUAUAUAUUAUGGACAUUGAUUUUAAUUAUAAAAACUAUAAACGCUAUUAAAAAUAAUAUCCUUAAAAAUUAAAGAGUUGUAUUCAUGAUUUGUCAAUUAAGGAUGUCAUUCAAAUCAUUUAUUGGUUUGCCAAUUAGCUUGUCUGUGUGCAGGCAAUGUGACUAGCUAUACAGACAAUUUGACCGGCGUUUAAUGAAGAAAACCGAUUUUCAUACAGACAAAAAAAAAAUUAUUUGUAUCACAGACACUAUGAAAAAUUCCGGUCUAAAAUGUCUGUGAUACAGACAACUCUUUAUUUUAUUGUCUGUAUGAAAAUUGGUUUUCUUCAUUAAACGUCAGUAACAUUGUAUGUACAGACAAUUUGACCGGCGUGUAACCCGCGUGUACACGAAGGGGACUCUUUUAGCCAAACGAUUACCCCGAUUCAUCCUCAAUUUUAUAACAUGUACGGCCUGACCUCUCUCCAAUUGUAAUAGACAAGGGUCUAAUGGUCUAUUAAUCAUUCCAUCAUAGUUGAACUUCUUGAGGCAUUUAAGUAUUACAUCCAAGAUUCUCAAAUAAUUCCAAUUCAUGUGUUCCAAAAAGGUUGAACACUUGACCCCCCCCGAAGGCACCCCAUGCCCUGAUUCGACUGGACUUUGGGAGGUUGUAAGUCAUAGUGACUCAGUCAGUCCGAUGGUAGUAUAUUUUGUACUCGUGCACACCACAGAUCCAUCUGAUUUCGAUCAUUGAUCAAUGUUCCAAUUUUCCCACCACUCAAUCAAGUGAAC
Molecule: messenger RNA, 2254 nt
Organism: Cuscuta epithymum
Lineage: Eukaryota; Viridiplantae; Streptophyta; Magnoliopsida; Solanales; Convolvulaceae
Source: the annotation of a GenBank genome assembly